Penaeus vannamei (Pacific white shrimp) is the source of this 980-nucleotide messenger RNA. The record is from RefSeq and is a predicted model, not a curated record. Lineage: Eukaryota; Metazoa; Arthropoda; Malacostraca; Decapoda; Penaeidae.
UUCUUUUGAAGUGAUGUUGCUGGGCCCUGACUCCCCUGUGGGGCGGCGCACCGGUGGACUGAGGGCCCCAAAUAUCCCUUACGAAGGCGAUGAGCAAGGAAAAAUGUUUGUUGGUGGCCUGUCCUGGGAAACAACUCAGGAGUCCUUGCAGCGUUACUUUGGUCAGUAUGGAGAAGUUAUUGACUGUGUGGUGAUGAAGAACAGUGAGACGGGAAGGUCAAGGGGUUUUGGCUUUGUGACAUUUGCAGACCCCAACAAGGUGGAUGUUGUACUGAAAAGUGGUCCUCAUGAGCUGGAUGGGCGUACCAUUGAUCCCAAAGCUUGCAAUCCUCGCAGCAUGCAAAAGCAGAAGAAAAAUGGAAAUUGGCCCAAGGUGUUUCUUGGAGGGUUACCCUCCAAUCUUACAGAGACAGACCUCCGCAAUUUCUUCUCGCGCUAUGGUGCUGUAAUGGAGGUCGUCAUAAUGUUUGACCAGGAGAAGAAGAAAUCAAGAGGCUUUGGAUUUUUGUCCUUCGAAACGGAAGAAGCUGUGGAUAGAGCGGUGGCAGAGCACUUUGUCAACAUUAAUGGAAAGCAGGUUGAAAUUAAGAAAGCAGAGCCCCGUGAUGCCAGCAAGGCACAGGAGGAGAGUGGUCAGUGGGGCACACCACCCGACAAUCAGUGGGGCAUGCCAGUUGGCCCACCUGGCAUACCUGGCCUCAACAAUGGCAUGGGACCUGGAAACAUGGGUCCACCACUGGGCCCUCCCCUUGGACCGCACAACAGUCAAAUGGGAGGCCACAUGGGUACUCAAGGCAUGGUUCAGGGGCCCUACCAUCAGGGGUGGGGAACACCCCCUCAACAGCAGGGUUACCCUCCUCAAGGAUAUGGUGCUCCACAAGGACCACAGGGCUAUCAGGGCUGGGGUGCUGGCCAACAGCUGCAGCAGUGGGGUGCUCCCAAUUAUGGAUCUCCAGGCGGGCAGCAGUAUGGCAGCUUUG